CCUGGUGCUUCUACAGAGAUAUCUCCUGAGUCAAGCUUGUUGAUGCUAUCCCUAGAUAUCCCACCUCGGUGAGCUUUAGUGCUUACUACCACGUGAUACUAGGUAGGUAGCCAUUUCACUCUUUAUUGAAUCCGAAUCACAUCACUGCUUAGACAUGAUCUGUCUUUGGAAAGAAAGUCUGAAGAGGGAUUUUCCGAUACAAUACUUGAAAUCUCAUUCCAUUACGGUUUCAUACCCUACGUAAAAGUCUAACUCCAAGCAAUCAUGUCGCGACAGUUCAGAUCCCCUCAUUUAUUCCCACUAUUUGUAGCCGUAGCCCACACCCUCGGCGGCACCGUCCCAUUCUUCGCCAGAGACGCUGGAAUCCGGUCCUUCGGGCUGUCAGAAAGAUUCGCAGAGUCACCUAUAGCACAGUCGUGCUUCAUCCUCGACGGCGCCCGGCUUUCCGUCCUCGGAAUGGUCCAGCUAAUCAUGUAUCUUCGCGGAGACUAUCCUGGAGUGGACAUCAUCAUGGCUCUUAUGGUAUACAUUGGGCUAGUUGAUGGGUAUGUUUGCUGGCGGGAGGGUGAGCUUGGAUCAGCCGUGUUUAGAGCCACGUCGGGGAUGGUCAUCGGAGCUUGGGGUAUGCUGGGGUUGACUUCCAAGCUGUGAAUACUUGGAGACUGCAUUCAAUGCUAGGAAGGAUACCUAGGUAGAUGUGAUGUAGAUGAAUCUACCGUGUAAGUAUUUGCUAGACCACAUUUCCUACAAGGCGGACCGAAUCUUCGGGACCUUUAGCCGUGCAUCUGCUCCUGUGAGCGGCUAUAGUUGUUGGUCACAGGGAUUCUUUUCAUCUGAUUGUCUUGCGUAGAGUACGGGAACUUCAUAGAUGAAAGAGCCGCAAAGCGGU
Molecule: messenger RNA, 889 nt
Organism: Colletotrichum acutatum
Lineage: Eukaryota; Fungi; Ascomycota; Sordariomycetes; Glomerellales; Glomerellaceae
Exons: 1
Coding region: 265-651 (128 amino acids)
Source: RefSeq, a predicted model, not a curated record